Messenger RNA from Sclerotinia sclerotiorum 1980 UF-70, 576 nucleotides. RefSeq lists its product as hypothetical. The coding region runs from base 1 to 576 and encodes 191 amino acids. The record is from RefSeq and is a predicted model, not a curated record. Lineage: Eukaryota; Fungi; Ascomycota; Leotiomycetes; Helotiales; Sclerotiniaceae. The transcript has a single exon.
AUGGUCUCAACACUUUCCUCCUCCUCAGUCGGAUUCCGCGAACGCUCCGUCCUUCUAGAUCGCACUCCUACCAAAUACCGCUGGCCACCCGGUCAAUUAAAUUUCUGGAUUUUCUUCAUGCUAAUAGCAUCCUCCACCAUCCUCGGAAUAUCCGCCUACUUCCUCUCAGUCCAAAACCAACUUCACCUAGGCGUUCCCUGGUACUUUCCCUACUGGAUAGUAUCUGCCUCUCUCGGCAUCCUCUUCAUAAUACUCAUGCUAUGGUUAAUAUCGCAGCGCCAAUUACUGCCCGGAAUCGUCAUCCUAGGGACUUUUAUCCUGUUUGUGUUAUGGUUGGUUGGACUGAUCGUGUGGAGUAUUGAACUUUGGGGUCCCUCCGGUAGCGUCAAUGGGAAUUGUAAUUUAUAUGUUACGGCGAAUCCGCAGACGGGUGCGAGUACGGCGACGUUGGCUUGGUUGUUGCAGCAUAGUAUUUGUCAGAGUUGGAUUGCGGCCUGGGCGUUUAUGUUGAUUGGGGUUAUUUUUUUGUUUUGGAUGUUGAUUAUGAGUUAUCAGGUUUAUAGGAUGGAUAAUUGA